GCCGUCUAAGCCAAUGAUAUGUCACUAAAUAUAUCAUGAGGAAGAACUAAGGUGCAUUUCUUUUUAACUACGUAUGAAAUCUACAUUCAUAUUCAUACAAGCAGAAUGGCGAGCUCAGUCACCAAGGAUAUCUCCUAUGAGGAUCUAAAAGCACUUCUGGGAGAGAGUCAGAAUCUCCUUCUGGUUGAUGUUCGAACUAAAAAGGAAGUGGACAUAGGACGUAUUCAAGGUUCUGUUCACAUCCCAGUUGAUACAGUAGAGGCUGCUCUUGCAAUGGCGCCAGCAGAAUUCGAGGCAAAGUACGGCGUAACCAAGCCACCAUCAAACGCGCCAGACCUGGUGUUUCACUGCCAGAUGGGCAAGCGAGGAGAAAUUGCCACAGGCAAAGCCUACGAACUCGGAUACGUGAAUGCACGUAAUUAUUCCGGAGGAUACAAGGAGUGGUCUGAGAAAGAGGGAAAGUGAUUUGGGUUGGGUUGAUUGGGCUUCAUAUACAUUUAUACAAAAAUCAAUUGUGAAAUAAAACUAAAUCUUUUUAUACUGUUUUCUUUUCAUAGUCUACAUCCUUUGUAUUAAAAAUGGACGAAUAAAGUAAAAUCAAUUAUGUUAUCUACUA
Molecule: messenger RNA, 616 nt
Organism: Cottoperca gobio
Lineage: Eukaryota; Metazoa; Chordata; Actinopteri; Perciformes; Bovichtidae
Gene: tstd1
Product: thiosulfate sulfurtransferase like domain containing 1
Exons: 4
Coding region: 106-465 (119 amino acids)
Source: RefSeq, a predicted model, not a curated record